AAUUGCAGAGGAUCGAAAUUCAUAAAAAUUAACCGAUCAGAAACGAGCUGAUAAUUACAGUUAAUUACAGUAAUUAACAUUUUCGGACCUAGAUGUAGGUAACUGCUUCUUCUGUAGGGCUGGUAACCAAAUCUCAGGAAGUUGAUACGAGAUGCUGUUUAUGUGUUUGUUACGUGCUACACUGUUGAUGGUUUCUUUAAUCUUCCUGGCCGUUGUUCUGUAUUCUCUGUCAAUGAUUUUCUUCUCAUCCCAAUUAAACUGAUGACUUCCCCAGCUGUGGCCCGCAAUUUCGUUUUUCUUCACAUCUCUGUUUCUUUCUUGAUAAGUUUUAUUUUACAAUUGUUUUACAAGUGUAGAAUUAAAGGGCCUGAGCGACACCUGUUUUUUCUGGUUUCUGUGUUAUUAUUAUGUAACGUCUAUUAUUUAUAUGCCUCAUUUCGUAAUAUUUUAUCUUGUAGACAUAAACAGUCAAUAUUACGAAUUUGUGCUUUAUCAAGAGGGAAACUAUCAGAAUUUUAUUUGGCAACAUGAGCUAAGCUUGUCAUAGGAAAGAUACUUUACGCUGUAAAUGACGACGAAAAGUAAAAUAACAGAUAUUUUUAUUGAAAGCACUUGUGGAAAGCAGUUAAAGUGUACUAUCUGUGAUUGCUGGCUGCCCGCAAAUGCAGAAAAGUUUGUUCAAUCCCAUCUCACUGGUCGUAAACAUAAACAAAAAUUACACAAGAAAAACCAAAGAGAAAACGUUUUAAAAUGUAGUGUAUAUGUAAAAUGUUUUGAUCCUCAUCUUGAACGACUAGAAGAAGAACUAAAAAUUUAUUUUGAAAGCUUUAAAGUGAAAGUGUCUGAUGUUUAUGUUGACAAAAACACGGCAAGUUAUGCUAUCAUACAAUUUGAGAAGAGUAAUGAUGUUGAUGUUGUUGUAAAUGCUGACCACAAACUUUUUCAUGGAAAAAAAAUAAUCAUCAAGCGAAGAGAGAUUCCGGAGAAAAAAGAAACACACCACAAAACGCUACUAUCAGACGCGAUUUCACCACCCUGUGCUAGUUCUGGUGUUUGUUUGCUGCCAACUGAAAUACAAGCGGGUCUUUCAAAGUUAACUAAUCAAUCAGCACAAUUUAAAGCCCUUCAAGAUUAUUACAAGUUGUCUCCUGCCGAUAUAGAAGUUCGUAAACUCCUUUGCGUAUUACUGCAAAAUGUCUUGGAAGAGAUACAUCCUGGUUGUAAGGUUAAGCUUUUUGGUUCCAGCGUAAAUGGACUUGGUAUUAAAGGCAGUGAUGUUGACAUGACGUUAUUGUUAUCUGAGGCAGUAAGCAAGGAGGAAGAAAUAAUGACGGAAGUUCGAGAAAUCAUUCAAAGAUUUGCACCUGGUUGUAAAAAUGUAUCUAUAGUGCAGUCAGCUAAAGUGUGUACCAUUGUAAAGUUCUUGCAUACAGAUUCAAAAGUUAGUGUGGAUUUGAGCUUGAAUAACAGACUUGCUCUGAAGAACACAAAACUAAUUCAGACAUAUCUGCAAAUUGAUCAGAGGGCAAAACUUUUAAUAUAUGCAAUUCGGAUAUGGGCUAAAUGCUAUAAUUUAAUUGGAAGAAAUAGUUUACAGAUCACUAGUUAUGCUAUGACGCUAUGUGCCAUUCAUUAUUUGCAACAGUUGGACCCACCUCUUCUUCCUUGUUUACAGCAAUGCAGUGAAGCAGAUUUUAUUGGCCCUUGGAAUUGUGGUUUUGCUGUGAAUACUACUUUUUCCAGUAAAAAUGUACUGACAAUAGGGCAGUUGUUAUCCGGGUUUUUCGUAUACUUUGCUGAUUUUUUAUUUGAUUCAUAUGGAAUUGUUAUACAUUCUACCAACAAAAAAUCGAGGACAGAAUGUCAAACUGCUGCAAAUAAAGUAGAGGGCUCCGAAUUAAACAUAGAUGCUGCUGUUUUAGUACAAGACCCUUUUAAAUUAAGUCAUAAUGUUGCACAGAAUUUAUCUGCAGCAGGUUUAAAAUUACUUGUGAGUAUGUUCACGAAAGCUUCAAAGAUUAUCUGUGGUUCUGCUGAAAGUAUUAUUAAAUUGUUCACGCCAGAUAAAACAGUAAAAACGCGAACAAAACAGAAACAAAAACGCAAUCGUAGCAAUGUGUAUACGAUAACUUUACCAAAUUGUUUGCAUGCUACUGGUGAAGAUGUUAACUCGUAUUGUUUUGAGUUUGUGACGAAUGUUUUGGUAGAUGAUUUAGCCAUGAAUGUUGUUAGUAUCAAUAGUUAUUGUGUUAAUCCUGCAGUAAAUUUUACUGAGCAAAAAACAGAGACAUCUCCACAAGACACUGAUGCACCUGGAAAGGACACUGAUUCACCUGAACACGACACGGAUGCACCUAGACAGGACACUGAUGCACCUAGUAAAAAACGAAAAUGGAAGUCCAACAUAUGCAAUGAAGAUUUUGGUUCGAAAAAGAUAAAGCUUGACAAGAAUAAUGGUCUCAGCUUAACUGUAUGCGCUUAUACAGAUACAUGGACGAACAGAAGAAAGCAUCGUCGACAGCAACACCUUGAAAAAACCAAUGGAUGUAUUGACAACAGUAUGACUGGAGUAAACAAUGUUAAAGAUUAUUCCACAAAUGAUGCAUUAUUUUCGUUUAUCAUCCACAUUAAAACAGCGAAAAGUGAUAAAGACGUAUGUAAGCUUUCUGUGGAACUAAUUAAUAGAACAAACAAUGUACAACAAUUUCAAACGUUUUAUGCAUAUUUUAAAAAGGAACUUAUGUCUGUAUUUAAAUAGUAUAUACAUAUUUUUAGGGACAUAACAUAUUUUUGUUUAAUCAAAAUUCAUUUGCAUA
Molecule: messenger RNA, 2816 nt
Organism: Hydractinia symbiolongicarpus
Lineage: Eukaryota; Metazoa; Cnidaria; Hydrozoa; Anthoathecata; Hydractiniidae
Product: speckle targeted PIP5K1A-regulated poly(A) polymerase-like
Exons: 7
Coding region: 569-2758 (729 amino acids)
Cellular component (GO): nucleus
Molecular function (GO): poly(A) RNA polymerase activity; zinc ion binding; nucleic acid binding
Source: RefSeq, a predicted model, not a curated record